Molecule: messenger RNA, 5251 nt
Organism: Betta splendens (Siamese fighting fish)
Lineage: Eukaryota; Metazoa; Chordata; Actinopteri; Anabantiformes; Osphronemidae
Product: scavenger receptor cysteine-rich type 1 protein M130-like
Exons: 13
Coding region: 2252-4393 (713 amino acids)
Cellular component (GO): membrane
Source: RefSeq, a predicted model, not a curated record
GGACCACCAGGCAGCCGUUCUGCCUGCUCACUUUCUCCAUCGCCGUCCAAGCGCAAACAAUGCGGUCAGCUGGUCGGAAUGGGAAGUAAUGCAGAUCCUGAUGCAUCGGAUGACGAGACGUUUUCUUACCUAGAACAAAAGACACCAAAUUCUUGAUGAGGAGGAAGCCAUUAUCCUCAUAAAAAAGGCGCUGCUCUGGAGUCAGCAGUAGGUGGGAACAUUAUGAAACAAGACUAGAGGACAGCGCCCCCGAAACUGUGACAAAGUGAUGUCCUUAUCACGAGUUGAGCUCCGGUCCUCCUGGUUUUUCCAAUUCUCUCUGCUGAUUACCUUGAUCAGGACCCCGGAACACAACCUGGCUGCUCCUCCACACAGCAAACCAGUGAGAAGUCCAUGGACGUUGAGCUGGAGUCACUGGACUCCCAGCAGCAGUGAUCCUUCUGUGUGGUGCUCAACAUUCAGUAACAUCUGGAUCAACACUGGACUGGUUCAUUAGUGGAGAUCAACAUUAUGUGAGAUGAGUACUGUGGUUCUCUGAGGAAGCCGUCAUACUGUUUUUAUGGUCAUGUUAUUUGAUAUGAAAUGUCAUGAAUUAAAAAGCGCCUAAACUGAUUUAUUUAUUACUACAUAAAUAUUAUUUAUAUAUAUCCACUUUCUGUUUUUAUACAUAAUGACCAAUAUUGCCUGCAAAAGAGCAUUAGUAUUAUCAAAAGUUAAGUUAAUUUUAACUGAAACAUUUUAGUCCUGAAAAGGAAAAAAAUCACUAUACUAAUAUUCAAUAUUGAAGCUAUUAGUUCAUAGCAAAGCAUAGCAUCUAUGUAGGCGUAUAUCAGCAGCUGCUGCAUGUCUCAAAAUGUCAUGACAGACUGCUCUGUCCUGAUUCUUAUCCUGAUAAGAUAAAACGACUGGUGAAGAAAUCGCUUCUAUGCCAUCAGAGUUUUUGCAAAUACAUUCCACAUCAUUGCAGAAUAAAAAAAGGCUGAUAAUAAACUAAAAUUGACUGGUGGGUGAGCUGGAGCAGGACUGUGGUUUCUAAUAUAUCCAAGUCAUUUCUUGUCAUUUCCCAGUGCAGGACUGGGGGCUACAGCAGAUAAAAGACGGAGACAGUUCAGGAUGAGACAUCUCAUGUCUCAUGUGUCUGUUCUAUCAAGUCGUUACCAACUAAACUGAAAUGAUGUUUUAGUAGUGACAGUUAUCAGAUGGUAGUAAUAAUAUAGGCCACUUUUAUCUGAUCUGUCAUGGUAACAGUCCUCAUUUGUCGUCUGACGGAAACUUUUCACCAGAUUAAAGUUUAAACAGAGCCAACCUAUAAGAAACAUAAUUAUUAUCAACCAAUGCAGGGCCAUUCAUGAGCAUUAAAUACUGGCUAAUAUUUUUAUUAUAUGCAGGCUGAUGCUGCUCAGCCUGUUUUAGUUGCCAUGGAGCGAACCACAGUCCAACAUGUGAUCAGACAACAGCAUCAUCCAUCCACCUGGAUGAGGGGAGGGGUCUGGAUGGCUGCUAAAACCACCAAGGUGUCCAAGCAGCCAAGCUGAGAUGCAGGUUCACCCACACGUGUUCACCGUUCAUGUCUCCAGCUGCUUUAGAGCCACCACUGAUCUGAACAUCGUGACUGAGGGGGGAACCAGAGAGAAGCCACAGUGAUCACCAUCAACACCAUGUCUGAUAGCGGCUUUUUUAUCGGAUGCAUGUUUGACUUAAACAAAGUGCAGAGAAUCUAAUUCUCUUUACUCAGAAACCAAGACAUGAGACCUGCUGCUUUAGUUUCUGCUGUCUAUUAUUAUAAAACUAGUAUUGACAGUACUGUCUUUGACCUGCUGGUAGGAAUUUGUUCAAUGCAGUACUUGUACUAGUAUCAGAGUAUUUGUCAACCUUAGAUCUGCUUCACUAGAGUUGAGCUAAGUCUCAGCGAGAUUCGGUCAGAUGUAGUGGACUGAAGCCCCACCUGCUUCUGGUCCAGCGUAAACACUGAGGACACCAGUGUCCAACAGGCUGUGACUACAGCUGGACAUGGGUCACCUGCUGCUACUGCUGCUGCUGCUGCUGUGGAGCUCAGGUACUGCUCUGCUGCACACACUAAAAGAAGUAAAGAUACAUUCUUCAAACUUCAAACAGUUUUUAUUUCUAUUUAUUGGUAUUCUUUGCUUUUUCGCUUUUGUAAAAUUUACGAUAUGAGUAAAAUACAAGAGAAGCUGAGUCAUUGUUUUAUUCUUAUAAGACACAGGCUUUAAAAAGUGUUGGUUCUGUUCACAUGGUCCUAUCAGAUUGCUGCUCUACACUGACAUUUUCUGUGAUUCCCUCCUCAGGAGCCCAGGCUGAAGGAAAACACAUGCCAACAGAAUCUGUCAGGUUGGUGGGAGGAGACAGUCGCUGUGCAGGCAUACUAGAGCUAAAACAUAAAGGAGACUGGAAACACGUGUUGGGAUUUGAGUGGACCCUAAAGAAAGCAGCUUUCGUCUGUAGAGAGCUGGAUUGUGGUUCUGCUCUUUCUACGAGACAGAUACAUGAGUCUCCAGGGAUACCUGUGUUGAGGAUCAAAUUUGACUGUCUUCAGUCUGGAUUUACUCUUGAGAAGUGUAUCAGAGGAUUUUACUCUGCUUCCUCCUCCCUGUACCUCACCUGUUCAGACUCUGUCAGGCUGCUGAAUGGGACUGGUCUGUGUUCAGGCAGACUGGAGGUCAGGUCCAACCAGUCCAGCCAGUGGUGGUCCUCAGUGUGUAAAGCUGACUUUGACCUGCAGGAUGCAGAGGUGGUCUGUAGGGAGCUUGGCUGUGGGGCUCGUUCAGCCCUCCAGGGGGCGCUCUAUGGAGAAGUGGAGGAUCCAGUGUGGUCCAAAGAGUUCCAGUGUGGAGGCAAUGAGUCUGCUCUGCUGGACUGUAGAAUCUCAGACUCAGCCAGAACCACCUGCUCACCUGAUAAAGCUGUUGGACUCACCUGCUCAGAACCUGAUGAAUUCCGGUUGGUGGGAGGAGACAGACGCUGUGCAGGUAGACUGGAGCUAAAACAUGAAGAGGACUGGAGACCAGUGGAUCCAUCUGACUGGACCCUGAAAGAAGCAGCUGUUGUCUGUAGAAAGUUGGGCUGUGGUGCUGCUGUCUAUUUAGAAUUGAAAAGAGAGUACUUAGGGAGACUUGCUUGGUUGAUUGAAUGUGUUCAGUCUGGAUCUGCUCUGAAGGAGUGUGCAGAAUCAUCUUACACUUCUCUUCCUUCCUCAAAACUCACAUGCUCAGACUCUGUCAGGCUGCUGAAUGGGACUGGUCUGUGUUCAGGCAGACUGGAGGUCAGGUCCAACCAGUCCAACCAGUGGUGGUCCUCAGUGUGUGAAGCUGACUUUGACCUGCAGGAUGCAGAGGUGGUCUGUAGGGAGCUUGGCUGUGGGGCUCCUUCAGCCCUCCAGGGGGCGCUCUAUGGAGAAGUGGAGGAUCCAGUGUGGUCCAAAGAGUUCCAGUGUGGAGGCAAUGAGUCUGCUCUGCUGGACUGUAGAAUCUCGGACUCAGCCAGAACCACCUGUUCACCUGAUAAAGCUGUUGGACUCACCUGCUCAGAACCUCAUGAGAUUAAAUUGGUGGAAGGAGGCAGUCGCUGUGCAGGUAGACUGGAGCUGAAACAUGAAGAGGACUGGAGACCAUUGUUUGGAUCUGACUGGACCCUUAAGGAAGCAGCUCUUGUCUGUAAAGAGCUGGAUUGUGGUUCUGCUGUUUCUAUAAAAAAAGAGAGAAAGCAGUUCUCCAAACCUGUGUGGAAGAUUAGCUCUGACUGUGUUCAGUCAGGACUUCUACUAAAGGGGUGUAUACAGUCUACUUACAGUACCUCCACCUGGAAUCUCAUCUGCUCAGACCUGCUUCUUCAGCCAAUCAUCGCUGUUUCUUCCGUUGAUGGGGUCUCCAAGGCCUAUGAGCAGGGGUUGCUGCUGAUGGGCAGAGUGCUCAGAGGUUUCAGCUUCACAAUCAGCUGCUCUAUCCAGCCACAGUACCCAGGAGGCUCCUUUCAGCUCAACUUCAUAUCUUCCUUCUUCAAUGCAGAACACAACUACACCCAACCAGCUGUCAAUCACUCUGCCUAUUUCCUGUUUCCUGUUGCAGAACCCGCCCACCAAAUAAACUACACCUGUGUUUAUCAAGUGUAUGUUUUUUCCCAUACCUUCUCCUCUGAGAGCCAUCCGUUGUCUGUCAGUGUCUCUGAUCCACCAGUGUUUCCCCUCAGAGUGGUCUUCCAGCCUGUGACUCUUCUGCUGCUCAGCGCUGCUCUUUACUUCUGCUGUAAGGCCAGGGGGCAGACAUCCAACAGACAAGAGGACACUGAGCUGGUGAACUAUCCACUGGGUGUUGGUGCAGUUGAAAGGGAAGGAGACGUACAAGGAGAUCACCUCCUGUCCAGUGGGAUCAUUUCCUGAUGUUCUCUUUAAGAAACUUGACAAAGCUGACUGGGCAAAAGUUCAAAUUUAAUCAGGUUUGGAGGUCAGGAUACUGUGUAACAGCACAUACAAAUUAACAUUGUGUGCAGUGUUAAUCAGAGAUAACCUGUGAAGAUUAUACCAUUUUGUCUUUUUUGUCUUUUUUUAACAAUUCACAACAAUGCCUUUUCUUUUGCUGUUACAACAUGGCAAUUUCAAUGAUUGCAGGUGAUCUAAUCUAAUCUAAUUUAAUCUAAUCUAAUCUAAUUCCAAUCUAAUCUAAAUAAAAACUGUUUUCACAUUAACCACCGCAAGCAAACGUGCUGUUAUUUUCUACUCCUUUCUGAAACGGGUGUUUGUCAAUAGAGUUUGUGCACAGAUACCUUCCAUGUGCUUAUGUGCUUUUCUGUAAAAUAAAUGUCACCUGAUAUCUUUACAAAUUGGUUAAAGAAGUAGUACAACUGGCACAGCAGGUCUUUAUGAAUUCAUUUUAUUAAGAAAAAAUGUUUUACAAAAAAUGAGGAAUGAAGUUGAUACAGUAUCUACAGUAUGCUCUUAUGAGUUCAUAAAACCUGUAGACAGGAAUCUACAGAAAGCUUACCAGAAUAAACAAGUAGGGUUCCAACUACAAAAUUACAUCAGAUACUGUAGCAUCCAUUUAUUGUGAAAACACAACUAUAGCAUGGUUCAUUUUUACAUUGGUUCUGAUUUGCUUUUUGCCAUGUACAUCUUCAACCAGGUAAAGGUAGUCUCUUGUUCUGUGCAGUUCAGGCAAUGCAUACUGUAAUUUGGAGAGGAUUUCUUCUGUGUGGGAAACUGUUGGCAAAGUCUUGUUUCUGAAUAAAAAUAAAAACAAUU